GUGGGUCUCCGAGCGGAUCUCGCGGGCCUGCACGCUCUGACACCCUCGGGUCUGGCUCCACCCUCCGCUGGCCCUUGGCUCAGCCCAGCGCCGCUCCAGCUCGAGGAUGCCCAGCUCCCGGCUGUGACCUGCGUCCUCCGCCCGGCCACUCCUUUUCCCUGAGAGCAAGCGUCCUGGGGCUCUUGUCUCGCCGCGGUGGCCUCUGAACCCCCCGCAUUCGUUAGUAGGAGCAGGGCGGGGACACCUCUCGGGAUCGUACCGCGGCCCUAGCGCACCCGGGUGGCGCCAGUGCGCGCGCGGGGCAGCUGCGGGCGACGGGGACGCGCGGAGGGGGACGCGGCAAGGGGGCGCCUGGAAGGGCAGCGGCGAGGGGCGCGGCGCCGGCGGAAGCUGGGGUGGGGGCACCCGGGUGCGAUGCUGUGAAGGGCGAGCGACGCGGCGGCGGCGGCGGCGAUGAGUGCCUCUGCGGCCACCGGGGUGUUCGUGCUGUCCCUCUCAGCCAUCCCGGUCACCUACAUCUUCAACCACCUGGCGGCCCAGCAUGAUUCCUGGACCAUUGUUGGCGUCGCUGCCCUCAUCCUGCUCCUGGUGGCCCUUUUGGCUCGGGUCCUCGUCAAAAGAAAACCCCCGCGGGACCCUCUGUUCUACGUGUAUGCAGUGUUUGGAUUUACCAGCGUGGUGAACCUCAUCAUAGGCUUGGAGCAGGAUGGCAUCAUCGAUGGGUUUAUGACCCACUACCUGAGAGAGGGUGAACCAUAUCUGAACACGGCCUAUGGGCACAUGGUCUGCUACUGGGAUGGCUCUGUUCAUUACCUGAUGUACCUGGUGAUGGUGGCCGCCAUCGCAUGGGAGGAAAGCUACAGAACCAUUGGCCUAUACUGGGUCGGAUCCAUUAUAAUGAGCAUUGUGGUUUUUGUGCCUGGAAACAUUGUAGGAAAAUAUGGAACACGGAUUUGCCCUGCAUUUUUCUUAAGCAUACCAUAUACAUGUCUUCCGGUGUGGGCCGGCUUCAGAAUCUAUAACCAGCCAUCAGAAAACUAUAAUUAUCCCUCAAAGGUUCUUCAAGAAGCCCAAGCAAAGGCCCUGCUGAGAAGACCAUUUGACUUGCUCUUGGUUGUGUGUCUCAUCUUGGCGACUGGAUUUUGCCUGUUCAGAGGCUUGAUUGCUCUGGAUUGCCCAGCCGAGCUCUGCCGACUCUACACACAGUUUCAAGAGCCCUACCUAAAGGACCCUGCUGCUUAUCCUAAAAUUCAGAUGCUGGCGUACAUGUUCUAUUCUGUCCCUUACUUUGUGAUUGCACUUUAUGGCUUAGUGGUCCCUGGAUGUUCAUGGAUGCCCGAUAUAACGCUGGUCCAUGCUGGAGGUCUAGCUCAGGCUCAGUUUUCUCACAUUGGUGCUUCACUUCAUGCUAGAACUGCUUACGUCUACAGAGUCCCCGAAGAAGCAAAAAUCCUUUUUUUAGCAUUAAAUAUAGCAUAUGGAGUUCUUCCUCAGCUCUUGGCCUACCGGUGUACCUACAGUCCUGAGUUCUUCCUAAGAACAAAGGCCGAUGAAAAGGUGGAAUAAACAUACCUCAGUUCUCUCUGACCCUGUUAUAUGGAACGGAUGCUCUACUUCAUUCCCUUCCAGGAUACUCACGAGAAUACAGAUUCUACAGUGGAUGUGGGAGUGAAAUAAUGGUAUUGUAUAGGUAUAUUCUCAUUUUUGAAGGGAAAUUCAAGUUGAGAAACAGCUUGUUUAAAGAAAUAUAUCAAAAUUUGUCUGUGAAUGUGAACAUGGAUCUUAACAUUGCACAUAUUGUGUAUGAAAAUUACAACUCUAGUGCCUACAAAUAGCAUAAAAGUGAAACUAUUUAGAAGUGACUAACCAUAUUCACUAUGCAUAUGAAACCAUCCAAAACUGCAAUUACAGGUUGGAGAAAUAACUUCGUAUGAAUUGUAUGAGUCAUUGACAACCUUAAUAUAAAUGCCAGAUCAUCAUAUUUUUAAGUUGUUUGAAGUGUCUUCAUAAGGAAAGUAUAUUACUUACUGCUGUUUUAAAAAAUUGCUAUCAAAACUUCUAUUGUGAACUUAAAUGGCUAAGAUGACACAAAUCAACUUUAUUAGUAGCCUUAAUGAACACUUGUUUUAUUGGUGGCUGGUAAUAUUUCUCUUGUGUUUCUGUGUAUACUAUCAAUAAAAUUAUUUUUGGUGUUUUAUGAAGACAAACUUUAUUAAAUUUGAAGUAUUUUAUGUAUACAUUUUCAUGACAAACUGAACUGUUUAUUUAAGAAAUCUGUUUUAUGUUCCAAUUUAAAAUGUUAUCUAUAGUCUCCAUAUGUUUUAGUGUGAUCAAUGAAAAGGUCUUUUGAUUAAUUUCAUUAAUUUUAGAAUAAAAUAUUUAAAAUUAAAAAGUACCUUUUAAAGAUAAAACCUGAUGUGGUGCCCUGUCUCUUAACGAACUUUCCAUACUUGGAACUAAGUACAACAGAGAAACCACUAAUUACUAAAUGACAAAAAUAAGCCCCAAACACAGUAGCCUCUUCAGUAUGCCCUGAAGGGUCAGUGGUCUGACUGCAUUUAGCUCUCACAGCCCAGCAUCCCCUUCAUCCUCACAUGACACUGGGCUUUUAGGUCAUCUUAACAGUUUGUCUUCAUGUUAAUUAGUUCUUCAACAACCUAAGACACCAGAGGGAAGUGGGAUGCACAUAGAGUUGUGUGUAAACAUAGGGGCCACUGAGCUGGUGUAUUCUCAGGUGUGCAGGCAGAUCAUACUGCUACGCCCUCCCAUCCCUCCCAAUGUUUUCAAUUAACCUAACAUCCAAAAUAGUUAAAGAGAAAAAAGAUAGAAAAAAUAAAAUCCUCACCUGCACUUAAUUAUUAUGUCAACUUGCUGUCAAUUUUUGCUUUAAUAUAGGAAUCACAUUAAUACUUCACAUUACACAUAUGAAGCCAAAUAAGACUAACUCAGUUGUUUACAACCUCAAACCUUACUCCCAGUACACAUUCCAAUAAAUUUAUUCUGUAAAAACAAUACAUUUUUUUUUGUUUUUGAUUUUUUUU
Messenger RNA from Peromyscus leucopus (white-footed mouse), 3041 nucleotides. It is a transcript of the gene Tm6sf1, whose product is annotated as transmembrane 6 superfamily member 1. The transcript is spliced from 10 exons. Gene Ontology annotation, cellular component: lysosomal membrane. The record is from RefSeq and is a predicted model, not a curated record. Bases 454 to 1566 code for a protein of 370 amino acids. NCBI's taxonomy places the organism in Eukaryota, Metazoa, Chordata, Mammalia, Rodentia, Cricetidae.